AUGUCAUUUAUUGAAGGAAUCGGCGAUGAUUUGCUUUACGCAUUUGGCUUCUUAUUUUUUAUCAGUAUUGUUACUCUUGCUUGGUUUUCGACACAUGUGAAUUAUAUUCAUUUUCCAACGACAUUAUUUAUCAUCGAACGACGUACGCGCACAAGAAAUGAAGAGGAAGAAUCGGAAAGAACAAGUCCAACUCCGCCAUCGCGGCUAACUCCACUGAGUGAUCAAACUGUAUCUCCAUCAUCUGGCAAUGACACACAAACAGAACAUGAAUCGGACAAUGAAUCUAGUGAAGUUGAUGAGUUUAUUUGUGAACAAACGCCCGUCGCAAAUCGAACAUCAGAGCAACAAACAAAUGAUUCGAAUCUUGUCCAAGUAGACACUAAUCAACAAACAACAUCAUCUAAUGAACAAGAAAAUCAAUCAUUGAAUAUAGUUAUUAAAUUUCUUGAUGAUACACGAAAGGAGAUUACAGCUAAUCCAAACGAUACCAUAUCAAAAAUAAAACAAUUACAUUUUGCCGAUGAAUUAGCGAAUAAUAAAAUGAUCCGUUUCAUUUAUCAGGGUCGUGAGCUGCAAGACCGUGAGAUGCUUCGUACAUACAACAUUCGUGAUCAAACAAUCAUCCACUGUCAAAUAAAUAAUCGACGUCCGGAUUCUUCUAAUCAAAGGUCGAAUGGUUCAUCAUCCGGGUCACAUAUGAAUGCCAAUCGAUUUGACACAUCUGCAUUUAUUGAUUCGCCACCUGUGAAUAUCUCCUCGUAUUUCGUUCUCAUCAUGAGCUUAAUUCUCGGUUUUAUCUGGUUUUUACGCAUCAAAUAUCGAAUGCUGUUUUCACCUAUUUCAACACUUGUGUUGAUUCUACUCACAAUUCUAUUCGUCAUAUUCACAUUUGGCUCUUUCAUAACGUCACGUCAGCGAGUAUCCAAUACUGGACAAACGACUCUUGCGACAGCACCAAUUCAACAUGUUCAUCGGGAUUGA
Molecule: messenger RNA, 981 nt
Organism: Adineta ricciae
Lineage: Eukaryota; Metazoa; Rotifera; Eurotatoria; Adinetida; Adinetidae
Source: the annotation of a GenBank genome assembly